AUAGGUUUGAGUUUUAAGUAAAAAAAACUUCUAAGUUCUAUUCUACAAGAUUUGAAGGAACAGUUUAUUUCUCGUUUAACAUUCUUCGGUAAAUCUACAAACUAAAACUCAAACGAGCGAAGAUAAGAAUUAACUGACUAUACAAUUUUUUUUUUCAUUCAGAAGUUUAAACAUGGGCAACUGGAAAUUGGAAGUUGGGAGGAUGGCUAUGUAUACUUCCUUUCCGGUUGGUUUAUUCUUUUUCUUCAACCAACCAUCCUAUUUCGAGGAAUGGGUAACUAAAACAAAACGCCAAAUAUAUCCUCCAGAAAAUAAGCAGAAUAGAGAAGAUAUACAGAAGUUAAUUCAAGAUAUGAAAAAGAAACAAAUGAGAUCACUAGAAGAGGAAUAAGAGAAUAGGAUAAAAUAUUAGUCUAUACAUAGGUACUUGUGUAAAUAAUUACAUCUUUCAAUAAAUAAUUUAUUUUCAGUGCACUUA
Molecule: messenger RNA, 478 nt
Organism: Pararge aegeria (speckled wood butterfly)
Lineage: Eukaryota; Metazoa; Arthropoda; Insecta; Lepidoptera; Nymphalidae
Product: protein PET100 homolog, mitochondrial
Exons: 1
Coding region: 173-391 (72 amino acids)
Biological process (GO): mitochondrial respiratory chain complex IV assembly
Cellular component (GO): mitochondrion; mitochondrial inner membrane
Source: RefSeq, a predicted model, not a curated record